This is a messenger RNA of Toxotes jaculatrix (banded archerfish), 2708 nucleotides long. It is a transcript of the gene cd27, whose product is annotated as CD27 molecule. NCBI's taxonomy places the organism in Eukaryota, Metazoa, Chordata, Actinopteri, Toxotidae. Gene Ontology annotation, biological process: positive regulation of transcription by RNA polymerase II; immune response-regulating cell surface receptor signaling pathway; CD40 signaling pathway. The coding region runs from base 1454 to 2242 and encodes 262 amino acids. The record is from RefSeq and is a predicted model, not a curated record. Gene Ontology annotation, cellular component: CD40 receptor complex; external side of plasma membrane. Gene Ontology annotation, molecular function: antigen binding; protein binding. The transcript is spliced from 8 exons.
GUGGGCGGUUCUCCCAGCAGGCGUCAGCCCAAAGCAGUAUAGCUAAGGGAUGCUUCACUGAUUACCUGUGCCAGCCGUAACUAUUAGUAUUACCAAAAAAAAAAAAAAAAAAAAGGAGAGUUUUAAAUGUGAUGAUGGAGCACAAUGGAGCUUGGUCAUUUUGGGGCAUUGUACGCAAGGAGAAAGGUUUUGAGUUCUCCUCUGGAUUUUAUAUGGAGGCAGUGCAGUGAAGCUAACUGGAGGGAUAAGAUCUCUUCUACUAGAUCAGGUCAGUACUGGCUCUGCAGCAUUCUGAAUCAAGUGGAGACUUGUCACAGAGUUAUUGCGACAUCUUGAUAAUAAAGAUUGGACAGUAGUCCAGACAUGAGGUAAGAAUUUAGUUUACAAAUUCAGUUAAAUGGGAGAUAAUGGGUCAUAUGUUGUGCAUAAAAUACUGAACAUGGACACUGAAUAUUGACUAAAUUUCAUAAUUACUAGUGUCUCCCUGAAGCAAAUCUUGAGUAAAUCCUUAAAAGCUAUUAGUUUUCAGUCUGUGGCUUUUGAAUUUUUAACUAAUAUGAACUUAAUGUAGAAGUAAAAGACAUACAGAAGAUAAAGUGUUUUGGGUUCAUAGUGAAAAUUCCCCUUCUUUUUUAGGUUUGUAGUAUUCCCGUACAGACUUACAUGUAGGCAAUGAAGUAAGUAGUAAUUAUAGACACCAUAAUUAAAAAAAAAAGAAAAAAGAAAAAAAUCAGCAGGCCAGCAGAGUGUAGCCUCACAUGACAACUCUCAUACAGUAUAUGAAAGAGCUCAGUCAGCAGAGCAAGACAAAUACUUCCUCAGAAAAACCACAUGCUUCCUCUUCAGUGAGCAAACAAAAAAACGUGUCUUUGUCCCUCUACGCAUCCUCCUCGUCCUCUCUCUCGCUCUCUCUCUCUCUCUCCCUCCCUCUCCUGCUGUCUGUAUCAAACAUCCUCAGUGACACACACAGUCAAACCUUGGUCCUCUCAUACAUGCACGUGCAGACGAUCAUGCUGCUGAGUUUCACACAGUGUUUUAGGGCAGCUGUUAGGACUAAUUUUGUGCUUCUAGCCACGUAAAAAAAAUACCUUUUGUUUAUUACCUGUUUACUUCAUCACAACAACGCCAACAUGUUCCUGGCAAAGAUUUCUCUGAAGUUCUAAUCAAACAUACUAAUCCUUACGGUCAAGCAACAUUAAUAAUGAAACCUCCAGAUAAGCAUGACCAGGUUUGCUCUAAGUCAGUUCAGAGUGAUUCUGUUGCUCAGUCAUCUCUCAUCCAGUCAUUAUUGUACUCUGUCUGAGUGUUGCUGCUCGCGGAGAACCACACGGGGCUUCGGAGGCAGCCCCUUUAGGAUGUCAUUUCUUCACUAUCGGAGGUCACGUGUUGUGGCCUGGUUUCUGUGAAAACUGAGCACAAGUGGACGUUAACAGAGUGGCAAGACGAACACAACAUGAUAGCUGAAUGGUUGCACUUCAGCCUCUUAUUCAGUUUCAUUCUGACAUUCAGAGGGUCCCAGGCUACAUCUUGUGUCACCUUCUCAUCCACUAUGCGGCCGCUUUGUUACAUUGUGUUUAUUCUCCUGUGCAGUCUCUCUUUCCUCUCCUCUGUGCUUUCCAUACAGUGCAAAGAGACACAAUAUGCCUGGCCAAUGGACACAGCCACGUCUUGCUGUAACAAGUGCCCACCAGGUCAAUAUAUGGUCCGGCGUUCAACAACGUCUUGUGAGACUGAGUGUGCCUCUUGCAUGGGUGACCGAUACAUCGAUUCCUACAAUGUGGAGAUGAGUUGCACUAUUUGCAAAACAUGCAUAAAACCAAACAUGGAAUAUAAGUCUCAAUGUAAUGCCACUCAUGACGCUGUGUGUGGAUGUAAAGCCGGCUACAGAUGCAAAGACCAACCCUGCACACAGUGUGUGCUGAUAUCAGACUUCACCAAACCCUGGCCCUCUCUGUCCACUACAACCUCCACACCUGAAGACCUCACAACACUCCGGACACCCCCCAGAAAAAGAGAUACAGUGUGGUUCCUGGUGAUAAUUUCCCUCCUGUGUACUGGAAUUACUCUUGCUGUUGUAACAAAAAUCAAGCCCCUUCUGUGCUGGAUCAGGUCCAAGCAUGGCUACUUUUUGACUCCAAAAGCAGUACCUGGACCACCGGUAACACCAUACUCCGAGGAUGAGGAAGUCUCCAAACCCGUCCAGGAAGUGUGUGGGAAAUGUGACCAGCCUAUUGAUGUAUGAGUUAAAGACCAAACAGGUGUUGAACCUGAAAUUGGAUGAGCAAAAAUUAGCCAAGUGGACAUUUAGUGACAUAUAGCCGAUGCAAAAUGUCUUUUGCUGCUUUGGACAUUUAUGACUUACGGGGCCAAACAUCAGUCCGGUCCAUGCUGGCAAAUGGAACCACAGAGGACGUACUUUGAGUUUCAAGACUGAUACGGUUUCCUGAGAGGAGACAUGAUUGUGUGACAUCUGUGACGUUGAUAAAACUGGAUGAAGAGAAUGUGGGAAAAAAGUGAAAAUAGAGUGGGACACUGACAUGCACGAGUUAGAAAGUGUGCUCUGUGCUGCUAAAAGGUGGUAUCUACUAUGGUACGCAAAUGUUCAAGAUAUUUUACAUUUCACAUUUACGUGUAUAUAUAUAUAUAUAAAUAGACUUUUGCUGCAGAUGAUACAUAUUACAAAUGUUUUGUAAUAACUUACAUUUCUA